Molecule: messenger RNA, 954 nt
Organism: Aspergillus heteromorphus CBS 117.55
Lineage: Eukaryota; Fungi; Ascomycota; Eurotiomycetes; Eurotiales; Aspergillaceae
Product: putative 3-oxo-5-alpha-steroid 4-dehydrogenase
Exons: 3
Coding region: 1-954 (317 amino acids)
Biological process (GO): polyprenol catabolic process; dolichol-linked oligosaccharide biosynthetic process
Cellular component (GO): endoplasmic reticulum
Molecular function (GO): 3-oxo-5-alpha-steroid 4-dehydrogenase activity
Source: RefSeq, a predicted model, not a curated record
AUGGAGCUCUUCGCCAGCUGGGUGGAUACGACGCUGUCCUCCAUGCAUAUGGACGCCGUCGACACCCUUCGAGCCUUCUUCCUUUUGGCAUCCUGUACGAUAUUGUCCGCUAGCCUCCUGCCAACCUCGCUGCACUCACGCUUCAUCCCUUAUGGCGCUCGUGCAACCUCCACAACCGGCUCGGAAUCCCCGUCGCCCCCGACAGCACGCGCUCUCGACUCUGUUGCCUCCUUGAGAGUCCCUCACAGCUACUUCACACAUUUCUACAUUGUCUCUGUUUUGGCGUCGAUCUUCUGGGCCGCGCAGCUCUUGUGUCAUGGAGCCGUGUUCCAGGCUCUCGCGACGAGGAUAAGCCCGGAGAACUUGCAGAAGUCGAUGUCGGUACAUCAGGUGUUUUUAUGCUGGGUAUUUAUGCUCAUCCAGGGUGCAAGGCGGCUGUAUGAGUGCAACAUCUUCUUCAAGCCCUCCUCGUCCAGGAUGUGGUUUGUCCACUGGGUCGUAGGCCUUGCAUUCUACCUAGCAGUAUCUGUUGCACUGUGGAUCGAGGGAGCAGGAGCGCUGCUGUCUCAUAAACUGGAGCUUGACGAUGUCAAGAUUACAAUAGCCCCCUCACUCCGCACGUUUGUCUGUAUUCCUAUCUUCUUGAUCGCAUCAGGCAUUCAGCAUGACUGUCAUCAUUUUCUCUUCUCAUUGAAGAAAUAUACUCUUCCAACUCAUCCUGUCUUCCGCAGAGUCGUGUGUCCACACUAUACAGCAGAGUGUGUGAUAUAUCUCUCCCUGGCCUUUCUGGCCGCACCGCAGGGUGAGAUCUUGAACAAGACAAUGUUAUCCGCUCUUGUAUUUGUCGUUGUCAACCUAGGUGUCACUGCUGCGAAUACCAGGCAAUGGUACAUGCAACAAUUCGGUGAGGAGUCUGUGCGGGAGAGAUGGAACAUGAUCCCUUGGGUCUACUGA